UUUGUUGUGGAAACUCUGCAAAAAGAGAUUCUCGUGGAUCCAGAUCUCCAUCCUCUGCUGCCAUCCAUUUUCCACCAAUAUUUAGCUCUAUCUUGUUAUGCCGUCAAUAUUAUUCCGCCACAUUUACCGAUAUUUAAUAAAACACCGAUCACUUCACAAUUGAUUUCUGCUGAAAUAUCGGCUCUUAAUUCUAAUACUUACACCUCUUUGGGUGAGAGGGCUCUCAAGAAUGCUCUGUCGCUCUAUCAGAAGACAGCCAACGAAAAGAUUGUCAUUAAGUCUAAUAUUCUUCACUCCAUUAUUAAGACAUUGAAAAUAUCAUUGUGUUUGAAAUAUUCGUGUCCAUCACAAACCACUUGGAAGCUGGGCGUCAAUACGCUGUUGACUGCACUGCAAAUCGGACUUCCGAUCGCACGAAUCAAUUCGUCCGACUUUAUAGGGAUUUGGGCUGAUCUUGCGCUAUGUUUCGAUGGCUUCCUGUUCCCGGUCUCAAAGCCGGCGUCCACUCAGACCCUAGAAGAGCAACAAUUUGAUGAAUCACUUGAUACCCUAGAAGAGCAACAAUUUGAUGAAUCACUUGAUGUUAAAAUUGUUGAACUAAUUCGCGACUCAAUUAUGCCAUUUGCCGCUCAGAUUCCGCAGGAGUUUGUUCUGCAAAUUGUGUCGCUUCUCAAUAAGGGAUCAAUACAUUCGGCGACCAAUAGUUCACCCGUCGAUACAGAAACGACGCGAAAACUACGCGAAGACUUCGCGCGAACAUGUUUUGAGACAUUACUUCAGUUCUCGUUUUUGUCCCCAAAGGGAAAUCCGGGUCUUUUCAUACAGUCGUCGGGCAAUGAUUUAAUUCCCGACCACAGCAUCGGAAUCGUCAACAAAUUAGCGGUCACUUCAAUCCUUCAGCGAUUUAAUGAAGUGGUCAUCAAAUAUGUUGAGGACGAGAGACUAUGUCCCUGUCCUCUACCCCGGCAUCGAAUGGGAGAAAUCUCUUUCGUAUUGAAAGCAUUGGCGACACUCAUAAUCUCUCUUAAGAAGGCACCGGUCGGUAGUGUGGAGCCGCAUGUGUGGGAUCUACUAAUCCGUCUGUACCCGCAUAUAGUCGACUGUACGACCUCUAACUCAGUUCAGGUGAAUCGAUCACUUCGG
Molecule: messenger RNA, 1143 nt
Organism: Oppiella nova
Lineage: Eukaryota; Metazoa; Arthropoda; Arachnida; Sarcoptiformes; Oppiidae
Source: the annotation of a GenBank genome assembly